Maylandia zebra (zebra mbuna) is the source of this 5654-nucleotide messenger RNA. Its product is annotated as zinc finger protein 654. Gene Ontology annotation, cellular component: nucleus. The record is from RefSeq and is a predicted model, not a curated record. Lineage: Eukaryota; Metazoa; Chordata; Actinopteri; Cichliformes; Cichlidae. Gene Ontology annotation, biological process: regulation of transcription by RNA polymerase II. Gene Ontology annotation, molecular function: DNA binding; DNA-binding transcription factor activity, RNA polymerase II-specific.
GAGGAAUCGGAGGACGCUUUCUUACCAACCUGGCAACUUUGAGUAUGCGCUGGAUACGGCAGACAGUAUGGCGGACAACGAAAGUGAUUUGGAAACAGACGGGCUUGAAUUAGCUCUGGACACGUUGUGUGCUAAACACUGCAGCGGCGAAUCGUCACUGAAGAGCAAAGAGUAUUGCUCUGAGUUUUGUGAGCUUGUUGAGGAGUACACAGGGCAAUGGCAAGUUCCUCUCCCGCAACUGAAGGUGCUGCGGACCGCACUCUACAAUUUUACCAAAGCCACCACUGCCUUUACAGAUGACUGUCAGCACAUCCAGUAUGUUCUCAGCAGUUUGGCCUUGAGCUUCUUUGAACUCAUGCUGUUUUUCAGCAAGGAAGAAUUUGUGGAAGAGCCUUUAAAAGACAUCCUUGACUCUUUUCAGAUUUGCCACACUCGCCUCAUGAGGCACAGGAACAUCUACCUUCAGCAUGUAAAGCAGAUUAUUAAAGUAGGAGGCCCAUGGGAAAAUCCUGUGUUACAGGGAAUCCUGAAGGAGGAUGAUUUGCCACCAAACGACGUUGAGGACUACGUGAGCUCAGAAUUGCCAGUGUUCUUGGAGCUGCGAGUGCGAUAUCUGCAGGCCUGUGAACGAAUGCAGGAGGCAAUGGCUCUUGCUAAAAGCUGCCUGGAAAAUCGUGAGGCUGGAAAGCAUCUAUACUUCCAUCAGGCCUACUUGACCUGCCUCUACAAAGCCUCGCUGCAUGAAAACCUUUACAAGGAGAUGGCAGAGAUAGAUGGUCGUGAUGCAGUGGAGAUAAUCUGCAAUACAGAGAGUGUUGAAAAAGAUGAGCUGUUGUUAUCACUGUGUAAAGCUUUUCUUACACAGCAGCUACACAAUGGAGACAUGUAUUACAUCUGGGACCUGGUGUUUAUCUGGAGCAGACUGUAUCUUAGGGCCCAUCCCUCCAGACAAGGCUUCUUAGCUGAGUGCUUGCAGCUGGCCUCCUCUGCUACCAAUGUCAGAGCCAUCUUCCCCUUCAUAAAAUUGGUCACUACAGAGCUGGGUGGUGAUGGAAUUCAAGUUUGCGUGGAGCUUUGCGCCAGGGCCCUGCAGCUGUGUGACAUGCAGGCUGACACUGUAACCCGGUCACUCGUUUGCAAGACAAUUGCCUUCCUGCUGCCCCAUGACCUGGAGGUCUGUCGAGCGUGUGCCCUUCUUGUGUUUUGCCAGGAACGAAGCUUGGAGGCAUACCGAACUGUCUCCCUGCUUUACAUGCAUCCUGAUCAGGAGCCGCAUCCCCACAGCAACCCUGUCCGGACCUGUGUUCGCUUUCAUAUUCUUCAGAUGCUAAAGGAGCGCCUAUGUUUUGACCCUGAAUUUUGGAACUUCCUGACCCUUAGGACACAUUGUUUAGAGUUAAUGAAUGAUAAGGUUGUGACUGCUGCUGUUCUCGACGAGAUGGAAGAGGAGAAGGCAUAUAGUGAAGAACUACUAAAAAGUAACUGUGUAAAUGAGUCAUGCACUCAAGACUCCAUCUCUUGCAACUGCACUGAAGCUGGAUUUGUGAACCUUCCAGAAGAGCAAACUGUAGAUGGAGAGGCUGGAAAACGUGUUGCACUGUCGGAUAAUGAUUCUCUGAAGAGGAGGAAAUGGAGAAAAAGGCUACGACGGAGAAAACGGCCUCGGUCUGAUGAUGAGUUUGAAAUAGGUGAUGAUCCAGAGAUCAAAUACAAUGUCAAAUCAACCUCUUUAGGUAAUAACUCUGUGUACUCACUAAGGCGCAAUCACACUAACAAGGAAAAUUCUUCUGUAAGUCUCCCUCUGAACCGCAAUAGGGAAUACUUGUCUAGAUGUGUUAAGAGCAAAAUUUUGAAAAGAAAAGGUCAAAAGAAAAGAUGGUUGCAAGGUCUUCCAAGACUGGAGCUGGUACAGGCAGUGACAGAGAAAAAGGUCAAAGUUAGAGGGAGAAAACGGGGAAGGAAGCCAUUAUCAAAACUGGAACUCUCAUAUCCCGAUAAUGAAAUAUACCUUAACAAGGAGGAGUAUGGAUUUGAGAAAAAAAUGGACACAGAAGACAAAGAGCAGAAUAUGCCUCAACUGAACUGUGAGCUUGAAAUGAGUGACCAGAAAGAGAACCAACUUGGGCACUUGAACAGAGAAAAUGGAGAACAUAAUGAUUUGUUUUAUGAAAUUAAGAAUGAUAGGCAGAUGAAAGACCUGAAAGACAAUGAAUUUGAGCAGAUGACAGACUUUAAGGAGAAUGGAGAACAUCCUGAUUUGGCCUUUGAAAUCAAAAGCGAACAGAGAGCAUAUCAACUCGAGAAGAUGAUGGGCCCUAAGAAAGAAAAUGGAGAACAUAAUGGCCUUGAUUGUCAUAACACUUUAAGUGAACCAUCCCAAGAGGAAUCUCAAACACAGGUGGAAUCCAAACUUUGUGAAGGUCCACCCAUUGAGAAUCAAGCUGCUAUCGGUAUUGCUGAAGCUGAUCCUGUGGACCUUGAUGGUCCACUAUUGGAGUUAUUGGAUUGUCCAGUAGAACUCUUUCACAGUUACUCCUUUAAAUCCAAAUCACCUGACAGUGAAAAUCCUCAACCGCCCGAAUCUACAGCAUCUGAGGACCUUAAUGGCAGCAAUGAAGAGGAACCCCAUCCGUCAGUUGAAACAGAAACAACAAACAUUGAGGUAAAAGUUAAGAGAACAUGGAAGGACAGGGCUCUCCGUACUCAACAAUAUUCUCAUUUGUCCCACUACUGCACAUUCUGUGGCAAAGACUACAAAGGCUUGAAUGUUAUGAGACAUGCUCUCUCGCACCUCAAAAGUAGGAAACUAAAAUGCAUUCUCUGCGGAAAACGCUUCAAACAGCUUCCUUUUGCCAAAAAGCACAUUCUUGAGCACAUUGAUACAAUGUGCAAACAAAAAUCUUCUAAUAAGGAGCCAUCCAUUGAAAAUGCUCAAGCUGCUAAUGGAGUAAUAGACAAUGCAGGAAAUAAGUGUAAGCCUUGGGAUAAAAAACAGACUAUUUCUGAGGGCGAAACUUUUGGACAGAGACCCGGAAGCAAAGCUAAAGUGUCACAUCUCAAGAGGGAAGAACGAAUCAUCAGGAACCUCCGUACCCUCAUCAAGAAGACAUCUGUGCUUCACAAAAAAUGCAAAAAACCUAACACAAAUAUAUUCAAACAGAUCGACUUUAAGGAUGAGCAGGUAAUCAUUAAAGAAGGCCUGGUAAUUGUAAGUAAUCCAUCUGUGAUUGAAGAAGAGGGGCAGGAGACGCCUGCGGGAGAAAAUGCUUGUGGUGCAGACAUCACAUACCACUUGUGCCCGUCUGACUCCUGCGAUAGAGUAUUCUUGAGGAUGACCAACACACUAACAAAGCAUGCUAUCAAAUGCCAUAUUACUGAAGACAAGGUGCUAGAGAAGACUUUUGUUUGGGCCAAACACAAGUGCACCCUCUGCCUCAGGCAGAUUCAGUUUCUUCAGCAUUAUAAGGACCACAUGAAGAGCCACAGUAGUCCUCUUCCACACUUCUGCUACCAUCUAGAGUGUAAGCAGCGCUUUGUGACACAGCAGGAAUUAAAGGAUCACGUAAAUACCCACCAGCCCUUCCGACCUCAGUGUCCUUUCAGUGGCUGUGAGAAACUUUUCUCAAGUUAUCUGGGUCUAUAUGACCAUGAAUGGAGGCACUAUGUCCCAGUCCCGCAGAAAGACGAGCUAGAAUUGGGACCCAGCAAACUGAUAAAGGAAAGCGCUGAAGCUCCAUGGAAACAGAGAGUGAAGGUCGAGGAGAUAUGGCUACAGAGUAAAAAGGGGCAGCAGGAGAGUCCCAUUCCUGAUGGUGAGGCCUCUCGUGUUGAGGAUCUCACACUAAUAAACAAAACUGAUGGUGAGACUGGUGGAAUAAAUGCGCAAAACAAUAAUCUUCUUAAGUCUGAUAACUAUUCAGAGAAAACUGUUGCAGAUCAGCACACAGAUGAUACCAAACCUACCAUCAAUGGAUAUGAAGAUGUGAAAAGAAAUGUUUCAGAGGGGUUCAUGUCCACUUCUCACACUAACGCUGCUUCAGCGACUCCCACCAAAAGAUGUCGAAAAAGACCAACUACUGUCGAGGUAGACCCUUUAAACGUCAGAGAUCUUGAAGAUAUUUCUACUUUGGCCGAGGGAGUCCAACAGAAUAUAGCAGAGCCACACAUUCCUGAGCACAAAACCUUCAAGCCCGAAGAUCCCUCCUACGCAACUUUUGUUAAGGCCCCUUUCAUCCGGCCACCUCCAUCCACCUACCUGGAUGAAUCUGUGCUUUCAAUGCGCAAAAGGAGGUCCACUGAUGAUGCUCCCAAGAAAAUCAUUUAUUGGAGUCAUAAGAAAAAGAAGGACCCUGAUCCAGAAAAGGAGCAGCAGGUGGAGGAUGUGGCCCCCGAGCAUAAGAUCAGACAUCGCUGUGAUAAAUGCCUUUCCUCUUACAGCAGUCUGGAGGAGUUGCAGAAACACAAAGCCCUCAACACGUGCUCUUCCCUCUUUGGCUUUGAUUCAGAUGAUGAAAGUUAAUAUUUGCAGGAGUGUGAAGAGUUGCUGCAAUUGGAAUGGCUAUUUCUGUUACUUGGCUCAGGAAGGUCCUUCAUGACAACUAAACACUAAAAUCCUUUCUUAAUGAUCAGUCAUAGUGCUUAAGGCAAAGGAGAUGUAAACCAGAAAAUACCUAGUACCUAAAGUACCUAAAAACCAAAUUUGGGUUGAAACUACACACAAUAUUUAUUCACCCUUUUUUUUUUUUUUUUUUUUUAAAGCUAAUUUGACCUGCUGACUUUGUCAAGUCCAUGUAAAUUUGGGAAAUACACUAAUUGUCAGGUAACGGGAAUCUGAAUAAUGGACCCAUUCCCUCUGCUGUGGUGUUCACGAGUCUUUGGAGACUGGAUAAGAGAAUGAAUUCUACACACAGUUCAUCAUUGGAGGUGUGAAUUGCAGUGUGCAAACAACAUGUAUGUUCUGUGGUCUUCCAAAUGAGGCAUAGACCACUUAGUUUGUAUCGUAGAGCACUUGAGAACUUACUAGACAUGACUGUAAAGGUGGAUAUCAGAUGGCUGCAUCAUCGUAACUUUUGUACACUGUAAAAUCUAUUUUCUAAAUAAGUCCUUAAAACCCCUGUCACAAAUGCACAUUUUAAACUAAGAAAAUCAUGUGGGUAGCAGUUGGGUGGGACUGGGGUUGCCUUUAUUAAAUUUCUCUAGUUGCGAUACAAUUAUGUAUUAGGGCCGUGGCCAAAACAUUUGAAACAAUGUAAAUCUGCCUUCAUUUUGUCAAACUUUCUGUACAGCGUAUGCAUUACUCACAAUUCUGUUAGUGCCAAGACUGAAUCAGUGUUCACACUGUAGGAUGAUAAAAACCAUGUAACUAAUACAGUACCAGCUUGCUUUAAAGUUUUUAUUCUUUUAAGUUGGUUUAAACAAUGAUUGUGCAUUUCUUUAUGUAGAGUAUUUCACAUUUAUCAUAUAUGAACCUUUCAGGUGGUUGAUCUGUUUAAUACCUUUUUGAUGUAAUGUUUAUAUAAGACGAUGCACUUAAACCUGCUUAUUUAUAUGUACAAAUGUCAAUAGAUUGGAUUUGUAAAGGUAUUGAUUCCCCAUCUAUUUUUCUUAAAGAAAAAAAGUGAUGAAAUUUGUUUGAAUAAACAAACUAAACCUCU